Messenger RNA from Dromiciops gliroides (monito del monte), 1181 nucleotides. RefSeq names its product carbonic anhydrase 5A (gene CA5A). The coding region runs from base 141 to 989 and encodes 282 amino acids. Gene Ontology annotation, molecular function: carbonate dehydratase activity; zinc ion binding. NCBI's taxonomy places the organism in Eukaryota, Metazoa, Chordata, Mammalia, Microbiotheria, Microbiotheriidae. The record is from RefSeq and is a predicted model, not a curated record. The transcript is spliced from 8 exons. Gene Ontology annotation, cellular component: cytoplasm; mitochondrion.
AGAGGCACAGUUCAUCUUGGGUAUAAUAUUCCUCAAAAGGAGAACAAGCGUCCAUGCACCAGUGUACUAUUCCAGAUACAAACCAGAGAGUGCAUUGGGGUUCUGUGAAACAUUAGAGCCUAAGACUGGAACAGUCGAGAAUGUCCAGGGCCAAGAUGUUGAUCUUGAACAACCUCAGUGAUUUGAGUUCCCUGUUUGUUGGCAAACGGAUCAGAGGAAGUCCCAGGAAUCACCAGAUGAUACCAGAGAGAGCAUGCACCGGGGGUUCCUGUGUCCUAAGAAAUAGGAAUAAAUCCUUACAUCCACUCUGGACAAACCCCAUAGCUAUACCAGGAGGCACUCGGCAAUCUCCAAUCAAUAUCCAGUGGAGAGACAGUGUCUAUGACCCUCACUUGAAACCCCUGAAAAUCUACUAUGACCCAUCUUGUUGUCUGCAUGUAUGGAACACAGGAUAUUUGUUCCAGGUUGAGUUUGAUGACUCCACAGAUGGAUCAGGAAUUAAUGGUGGCCCCUUGGACAAUCAUUACAGACUCAAGCAGUUCCACUUCCACUGGGGAGAAAUGAAUGACUGGGGUUCAGAACACACAGUGGACCAUCAAGUUUACCCAGCUGAGCUUCAUUUAGUGCACUGGAAUUCUGCCAAAUAUCCAAAUUACAAAGAAGCGAUAAUGGGAGAAAGUGGUUUGGCUGUAAUAGGAGUGUUUUUGAAGCUGGGAGCAGAACAUAAGGAGCUACAGAAGUUGGUCAAUGUCUUACCAGAAAUCAAGCAUAAGGACACUCGUGUGGCCCUUGACAGAUUUGAUCCCUCAUGUCUGUUGCCUUCAUGUCAAGAUUAUUGGACCUAUGCUGGAUCUUUGACCACCCCACCACUUACAGAAUCUGUCACCUGGAUCAUUAAGAAAAAGCCUAUGGAGGUUGGUCAUAAUCAGAGCUUUGAGCGGCAAGAGGAUGAUGCGAAUGAAGAAGAAGGAGCACCUAAAGCUGGCUGAGUUUCGGAGGCUACUGUUUUCUGCCCUUGGGGAGGAAGAGAAGAAGAUGGUGAAUAACUUUCGCCCACUUCAGCCCCUCAUGAAUCGUACUGUCCGGUCUUCCUUCCAAUCCUAGCACUUUUGAAACACAGGACCUAUCUCGAAAUAGAAUCCCCCUCCCACGCCCUCAAUAAAAUGACUAGCAGUCUUUAA